GCCCUUGGCAUUUUGCAUGUACAGCGCGGUAGGUGCUACAAAGUUCAAAAGCUUUCGCUAAAGUAAAUGUACUCAUCUCUCUCUGCAGAUAAGUACAUAUAUGGCUGACACAGAGGAAAGAGUUCCCCUCAGGAACACCCCUAGUGACGAUUUACACGACGAUGUUGAGGGGCAGCGUCGAUGUCCAAGAAAAGGGCCAAGAAUAGUAGCGAAGCGAAUUCUCGACCAAACCCUGCGCGCCCUGAUAUGGCGGGAUGAGAUAUUUGUACUUUUAUGUGUGGUCGCAGUCUUGGUGGAUCCUCUGUUCCUUUAUAUUCCGGUCACCAAUGAGAACAGCAAGUGCCUUGGAGUGGACAAAGGGUUGAGGACUGUGGUUCUUGUUCUACGGUCACUUUUGGACAUCAUUUUCAUAACGCAUAUUAUACAUCAAAUUCGAAAUCAUAGUGAAUUAAUUGUGGUAUCUGAUGAGGCACCAGAAGGACAAAGAUCAUCGGGUUGGACAAGAAGGUCGCUGUUAACAAUCAUAGUUGACUUUCUUGCUGUUCUUCCCAUCCCACAGUUGGCAAUAGUAGUUGUCUUUUUCAGAACGAAAGACACUGGAUAUUUUCUAAGGAGAGAGAUUUUGAGCGUCUUUCUCCUCUUCCAAUAUGGGCCAAACGUUUACCGGCUCAACCAAUCUUUUAAGAAACUUCAACUCAAAGCAAGAUUGGUCAAAGGUGCAUUCAAAUUUUUUCUCUACAUCCUUGCAAGUUAUGUACUUGGAGCUUUUUGGUACUUUUUCUCUAUUCAACGAGAGACAUCAUGUUGGCACCAAGCUUGUAGCAAUACAGAAGGAUGCAUAGCUACUUUAUCCUGCAAGGAUAAUACUUCAACAAAUAUAACAUUCCUAAAUGAAUUAUGCCCUAUAAGUCCAUCAAAUCCUACCCUAUUUGACUUUGGAAUAUUUCUUGAUGCCCUUGAAUCUGGUAAUACAGGAGAAGUAAAUUUUUCAAGAAAAUUCUUUUUCUCUUUCUGGUGGGGAAUCCGAAAUUUAAGUAACUUUGGCACGAAUCUGGAAACAAGUAGCUACGUGUGGGAAAAUUGCUUUGCAAUUCUUAUUUCCGUCAUUGGAUUGCUGCUCUUUUUAUAUCUCAUUGGCAUUAUGCAGAUAUACAUGCAGAUCGCAGCCGCAAAAGCGGAAAAGAAUAAGGAUGACAAGUUAACACAGAAGAUUAAGAUGAAGGAGAAAGGUAUAGUUGACUGGGUGUCAAAUAAUGGUCUCCCUCCGGAUUUGAAGACAGAAAUCAUGGACUUCAUAAAACAAAAUAAGGUAGUGGAGAAACUGUACCAGAAAAAGAACAAGGCAGUGGAAGAAAACAUGACUGCUGAGGUGGAUGCGGAGUUUCUAUUGUCUGUUCUUCCCGAGAAUAUCCAAACGUCUAUAAAGCGGCACGUGGGCAUGAACGCGCUAAAUAAAGUACAAAGGCUUCAUCAUAUGGAUAAGAAAGUGUUGGAAAUGAUUUGCGACCAUCUUAAGCCAAUCAUCUACCCUAUCAAUAGCUACGUUUUACGAAGGGGAAAAGCAAUCGAUUUGAUGCUCUUCAUCACAGACACAGACGGCACUAUGCUGACCUACGAGGAUCCGAAAACUGAAAUCAAGAGACUUAAGAAGGAUGAUAUUUUCGGAGACGAAAUUCUAAGUUGGGUGUCACCGAGCAUCUCUUUUGCUAAUCUUCCAACUCCGAACUCAACUCUAAAUGUCAAAUGUGAAACAAAAGUGGAAGCCUUUGCUCUCAUGGCCAAGGACUUGAGAAGUGUGGUUUCAGGAUGCAGACAUCUGUGGAACUGGACUUUAUACAAUUGUGACAUUGAGUCUCAGGAAUUUGAGGAGCUGGCACGUCCCAUCGACAAGACUCAUCAGACAUAUAUACAGUUGUGGGAAGAGGAAUUAAAAUCUGUACAGAAGAUUAAGAUCGUGAAAGACAUACGUGAGUGGGUGUUGAGAAAUGGUCUCCCUGAGGAUCUCCAGACAGAAAUCAUGGAAAAGAUAGAAACAAGUAAAGUGGUGAAGGAAAACAUAGGUGCUGGUGUGGAUGUGAAUUUCCUAUUCUCUGUUCUUCCCAAGGGUAUGAUCAAGAGAGCAAUAAAAGACCAUGUCGGCGUUAAUGCGCUGAAGAAAGUACCCAUGCUUCAAAACAAGCUAGACUCCACGUUGAAAUCUAUCUGCAAAUAUCUCAAGCCAGUUAUCUAUGCUGAGAAUAGCUACAUUACCAGAGCAGGAAAACCGCUUAAUUUGAUGCUCUUCAUUAUCGAUGGCAUUAUUACAUGGACAGCCAACACCACAACCGACACCGCAACAGCGGGUUCCUCAAUGGUCACCGAGCUCUCAUGUCUUGAGAAAGGCGGUCUUUAUGGAGAAGAACUUCUAAAUUGGGUAUCACCGAGCAGUAGCCUUUCGACACUUCCUAUCUCGGCCCAAGAUGUCAAGUGUCAAACAAAAGUGGAAGCCUUUGUUAUCAAUGCUGUGCAGUUAAAGAUUGCAGUUUCGGAACUUGGAAUGCUUUGGAAGAAUUACUACACUAGUACCAAUUCUCAGCUGGCACUUCCUAGCGACCAGACUUAUCUGCAGAUACAAAACGAGACAUAUUUGCAGUUGGGAGGUACAAGAUUGGAGGAGAUUGAGGAUGAGGGUUCGAGGCAGAAGAUGAAGAUAAUGAUGAAGGAGAAAGAUAUACUUGAGUGGCUGUCAAGAAAUGGUACCCACGAGGAUUUAAAGACAAAAAUCAUGAGGCACAUAAACCUUAAAAACAUAGCGGAACAAAACAUGGACGCCGAUGUCGAUUUGGGUUAUCUGAAUACUCACCUGCCCUUCGAUCUCACAAUUUCUUUAACGAAGCAUCUCUGCAUUAGUACCCUGAAGCAAGUGGCCAUGCUUCAAAGUAUGCAUGAAGAUAUGUUCUCAAAUAUUUGCUACAAGCUGGAACCAGUGAUCUAUACCGAGAAUAGCAACAUUGUUCAAGCAGGAGAAUCACUUGAUUUGAUGCUCAUCAUCAUAGGAGGCACAAUUAUAUGCACUGACAUGACUAGCAAUACCGAAGCAACAGAUUCCGCGGUGAUCACCAAAUACCUUAACAAAGGUGAUUUUUGUGGAGAAGAACUUCUCGCUUGGGCAUCACCCAGCAUCUUAUUUUCAAGUCCUGCUCCUAUCUCCACCCGAGAUGUCAAAUGUCAAUCAAAAGUCGAAGCCUUCAUUCUCAAAGCCGAUAAGUUGAGAAGUCUAGUCUCCGAAUACAGCUCUGAGUGGAUUUCCAAUUUCAACAACUGUAAUAAUUCAGAACAGAUAGAAGAGUUGGCGCGUCGCCGCGACAAGAUGGAUCAAAUACUUAAUGAGACAUAUAUGAAGUUCGGAACUACAGAACUGGAGGAGAUUGAGGAUGAGGAGUUAAAGCAGAAGGUGAAGAUCAUGAUCAAGGAGAAAGAUAUACUUGCGUGGGUGUCAAGAAAUGUCCUCGACGAGGAUUUGAAGUCAAAAAUUAUGACGCACCUUAAAUUAAAUAACGUAAUCCAAGAAAAUCUUGAUGCUAAAGUGGAUGUGGAGUAUCUCCAUAGUCACCUACCCUUUGGUAUUGCAAUUUCUUUGACGAAACAUCUCUGCAUUAGUAUGCUGAAGAAUGUACCCAUGCUUGAAAAUAUGCCUGAAGAUAUGUUCUCAAAUAUUUGCUACAAACUUGAGCCAGUGAUCUACACCGAGAGUAGCAACAUUGUUCAGGCAGGAGAACAACUUGAUUUGAUGCUCAUCAUUACUGAAGGCACAAUUAUAUGUACCGAUGUGACUAGCAAUACUGGAACAACGGAUUCCUCUGUUGUCACCAAGUACCUUAAGAAAGGUGAUUUUUGUGGAGAAGAACUUCUCAGUUGGGCGUCACCCAACAUCUUGUUUUCAGGUGCUGCUCCAAUCUCAACCCGAGAUGUCAAAUGUCAAACAAAAGUAGAAGCUUUCGUUCUCAAAGUCGAUAAGUUGAGAAGUCUAGUCUCCGAAUACAGCUCUAAGUGGAUUUCCAAUUUCAACAAUAGUUGUGACAAUUCAGAACAGUUGGAGGAGUCGGCACUUCAGCCGGACAAGAUUGAUCAAAUACUUAACGAGACAUACAAGAAAUUGGGAACUACAAAAUUGGAGGAGAUUGAGGAUGAGGGGUUAAGGCAGACAGUGAAGAUCAUGAUCAAGGAGAAAGAUAUACUUGAGUGGGUGUCAAGAAAUGGUGUCCAAGAGGAUUUGAAGACAAAAAUCAUGAUGCACCUUAAAUUAAAUAACGUAAUCCAAGAAAACCUUGAUGCUGAAGUGGAUGUAGAGUAUCUCUAUAGUCACCUACCCUUUGGUAUUGCAAUUUCUUUGACGAAACAUCUCUGCAUUAGUAUGCUGAAGAAAGUACCCAUGCUUCAAAGUAUGCCUGAAGAUAUGUUCUCAAAUAUUUGCUACAAGCUUGAGCCAAUGAUCUAUUUCGAGAAUAGCAACGUUGUUCAAGCAGGAGAGUCACUUGAUUUAAUGCUCAUCAUUAUAGAAGGCACAAUUAUAUGCACCAAAUAUCUUGACCAAGGCAAUACUGGAACAACGGAUUCUGGGGUGAUCACCAAAUAUCUUAAGAAAGGUGAUUUUUGCGGAGAAGAACUUCUGAGUUGGGCAUCACCCAACAUCUUGUUUUCAGGUCCUGCUCCUCUCUCAACCGGAGAAGUCAAAUGUCAAACAAAAGUAGAAGCCUUCGUCCUCAAAGCCGAUAAGUUGAGAAGUCUGGUCUCCGAAUACAGCUCUAAGUGGAUUUCAAAUUUCAACAAUUCUGCAGUUGGAGGAGGUUGACGCGUCUCCAUGACAAGGCUGAUGAGAUACUGAACCAGGUUGAAGAAGAAAACUACAAAUGAGGCUCCAGAGGAAUUAUUAUUUUUUUCCUUUUUUCAUUGUCAUUGUUAUUUAUGAGGGUCAAAACGAUGUUUUCUUUCUUUUUCUCUUUUUCUUCUUGCUUCUUCUUAUAGAUUAUUGUCCAUAUGGUGGUGGAGCCUGGGUUAUUUGUAUACCUACGUAUAGAAGGUGGGUUUAUGUGGUGCGGUGACUUAAAAAUAGGUUUAUCUGGUGUCAUUUUUUCUCAAUUCUAUUCAUGUUAAUUGUAUCUUCCACAUCUAAUAAAUUUCAGUUUAGAUUUUGUUGGGUUA
Molecule: messenger RNA, 5181 nt
Organism: Prunus persica (peach)
Lineage: Eukaryota; Viridiplantae; Streptophyta; Magnoliopsida; Rosales; Rosaceae
Exons: 16
Coding region: 101-4831 (1576 amino acids)
Source: RefSeq, a predicted model, not a curated record